CAGAUGAUUGAUCACGUGGUUAAUGGUGGAUGAAUGGAUGGAUGGUUGAUAUCAGAGGACAUUCAAUGAGGCAAAAUCGAAAUUGUGAUAUAAAAGAGAAAGCAAGAAAUGACUGAUUAUUUCGAAUCGUUAGGAGCACGUGAUUCAAUUGCACUUGAUGUAUCGUGUUUUUUGCAGAUAAAGUUGGAUAGAUAUGACAGUACAUAUAGAUAAAAAACAUUGAGUUGUCAUGAUGAUACAGGAAAUUUUAUAAUUGGUUUUUGUUCGAAGGACGCAUAAUAAUAUACAAAAGGAUAUGUAGUAUGACUGUAUAAUCAUACCAACAAGUGAUAUAACGUUUUUAUAGAUUCUCCUAUCAUUUCUUUUUUUUCCUUUCUUAUUACAUAUUGUAUAAAUGUUUCGAAAGUGCAAUUUCGUCAAGCAACUUUAUAGUGCUGCAAAUGCAUCCACGGAUGCCGCAGUUACAGAGACGUCUGCUCGAUUGCAGUUGCUCAGAACGAGAUUGCAAGAGGAUGAAAAGCGUGGAAUACUUACAGAUACAUUUGGACGUAAACAUACAUAUCUUAGGAUAUCUAUUACAGAGCGUUGCAAUCUUCGCUGUACAUAUUGCAUGCCUGCAGAAGGUGUUAAAUUGACCAAGAGGGAAAAUAUUCUAAGAACAGAUGAGAUAAUACAGAUAGCUGAUCUUUUUGUCAAGGAAGGAGUACGAAAAAUACGUUUGACUGGUGGUGAGCCCACAGUUCGUAAAGAUAUUAUUGACAUUGUUGGGCAACUGAAGCAAUUGACAGAUUUAGAACAAAUUGCAAUCACAACUAAUGGGUUAACUUUGACUCGUCAACUGCCAGCUCUUCAAAGAGCAGGUUUGGAUGCGUUGAAUAUAUCACUGGACACUCUCAGAGAGGAGCGCUUCGAGUUGUUUACUCGCAGGAAGGGUUGGACGAGAGUUAUGGCUUCUAUAGAUCUUGCUGUUCAACUUGGUUAUAAUCCCGUAAAAGUCAACUGUGUGAUAAUGCGAGGGCGAAACGAUGAUGAAAUAAUUGAUUUUAUCGACUUCACAAGAGAUCGUCCUAUUGAUGUACGUUUCAUAGAAUAUAUGCCAUUUCAAGGGAAUGAAUGGAAAGAAAAUAAGAUGGUUUCUUUCGAUGAGAUGAAAAGAAUAAUUCGAAAAAAAUAUCCAGAUUUCCAACCUUUGUCGAACCAGCCAAAUGAUACGUCUAAGGCUUAUCACGUACCAGGAUUUGUAGGGCAGGUUGGAUUUAUUACAUCCAUGAGUCAACACUUUUGUAAUUCGUGUAAUCGCUUAAGAAUAACAGCAGACGGAAAUUUGAAGGUAUGUUUAUUUGAAGGAAAAGGUGAAGUCUCGCUUAGAGAUGCUUUGCGAAAUGGAGCCUCGGAAGAUGCACUUAAAGAUUUGAUAAGAGAAGCAGUGUCGCGGAAAAAAAAACAACACGCAGGAAUGUUUAAUCUUACUCAGAUGGAAAAUAGGCCAAUGAUCCUGAUCGGAGGUUAAUUGAUGAUUAUGAUAAUUAAGCAACUAUUCUAAAAUACAUCGGCUUUGUCGAGACGCGCACAGAUGCUAUCAUAAAUUUUUAAAUCUUUCCGUUAAUUCAGU
Molecule: messenger RNA, 1612 nt
Organism: Camponotus floridanus (Florida carpenter ant)
Lineage: Eukaryota; Metazoa; Arthropoda; Insecta; Hymenoptera; Formicidae
Gene: Mocs1
Product: molybdenum cofactor biosynthesis protein 1
Exons: 7
Coding region: 395-1510 (371 amino acids)
Biological process (GO): Mo-molybdopterin cofactor biosynthetic process
Molecular function (GO): GTP 3',8'-cyclase activity; 4 iron, 4 sulfur cluster binding; cyclic pyranopterin monophosphate synthase activity
Source: RefSeq, a predicted model, not a curated record